Molecule: messenger RNA, 1195 nt
Organism: Tricharina praecox
Lineage: Eukaryota; Fungi; Ascomycota; Pezizomycetes; Pezizales; Pyronemataceae
Exons: 1
Coding region: 217-945 (242 amino acids)
Source: RefSeq, a predicted model, not a curated record
CUCCACCGACGCAAGUGGACUGUGCUGUGCUGUGCGGUGCUCGUGCUUGUGUGGCUGCUCGGACCCUAUCGGUGGGUACGGGCGAGUAGCAACGAGAGCAACAAGGAGGAGGGAUCGCUCUUCUCCAGGUCGGUUGCAGCAUAGACUCUAGGGUACUUAUAUGUUCUCGAGCUCAAAUCGCCCAAAGUUAGUGGGGAAAGGAAUGUAAACAAUUGCAUGCCUGUGAUUGGAUGUCAUGUUGGCAUGUGGGUUUCUUCUCUUCUGCUUAUUCCUUCCACCCUCCAUCCAUCCCACGGACCUGAUCGAAGGAAGCAGCGAGAGACGGAAAUCGGAACUGAAAGCUAUGCUCUGAAGGCAGAAGGGCAAAAGCGAUACCUAUAUCCCUUUUCCCUCCGACUCCCUCGACAUCUCCCUUAUCGCCCGCUCUCCCCCCGUCGUCCCGUCGAGCUGCGACGAUAUGGACAUGGCUUCUCGACACCUCGGCCACGUCUUCCACCGCCUGCUGCUCGUCCUGCUGCUACGAUCCGCGCACACAUCGGCCCUUGCCAUCCAUGCUGCCGCCGACCAUCUCCGAAAACGGACACAAUCCCUAUCAUCAUCAUCAUCUACCACUUCGACCGCGCCUUCAUCGAUAACCUCGGCCGCCGCCGCCGCCUCCAGCUCAACAUCUCCCAGCGGCGGCAGCGAAAACCCGCGCCUCUCCCUCGCGCUCAAGAUCUGCUUCGGCCUGUUCGCGGCAAUAUUCACGCUGUCCAUCAUAUUCUGUGCGAUCCGCUCGGCGCAGCAGGGACGCCGCGAGCCAAAGGUCGAUGCCGACGUGCGGGUGCAGGACUUGCGGGAGGUGACAGCGGAGACUGCGGUGGAGAGGGAGGUGGAGGUGGAGAAUCUGGGGGAGAAUCUGGGGGAAGCCGCCGUGAGAGUGCCCGAGAGGGUAUUGGUCGCUGAGGAGAGGGUCAGGAGCUGGGUCAUGGAGCAGGAGGUGCUGGUUAACGGCGCCGUGGCAAGCCGGGGUGAGGUUAAGAUUUAGGCCGGUCGUGUAGAGUACAUACGACCGCGGGGAGACAUAUUUGCUAUGCUACGCUAGAAAGGCGAGGGUUUGCGGCGUCUGUCGGUCUGUCGCUAUAUUGGAUCUUGUUCUUGUUUCUUAUUCACCCUCCCACCGCGCAGUACUUAACGGUCCCACCCCGAGCCCGAG